Messenger RNA from Spizellomyces punctatus DAOM BR117, 1425 nucleotides. RefSeq lists its product as uncharacterized. NCBI's taxonomy places the organism in Eukaryota, Fungi, Chytridiomycota, Chytridiomycetes, Spizellomycetales, Spizellomycetaceae. The annotation marks the transcript as partial. The record is from RefSeq and is a predicted model, not a curated record. The transcript is spliced from 5 exons.
GCAUGGCACCCACAAUGUCGGAAAGCAAGUCGUUUGACGACCUCCGCGUGCAUCGUGUGCUCUUCAUAGAGGAUCUUCUCACGGUUCCCCGAGUAACUUUACCCCAGCAAAUGUCCCCACCAAAAACCGCGUACAAAUUCGGCUCCCCGUCAUUCUUUUUUCUCCGUGUUCGAGCGGCAGGCAUUGUAGUGGAUACACCAACCGACGCUAUUCACAUUGAUCCUCAAGAUUCGGAGAACAGCAUAUUUUAUAUUGAUGAUGCAUCUGGUGUUAUUGGCUUCCGGAUUCGACCGCAGCUUUUGUACACGUCCCGGGGACAGCGUUUGAAGAAGGGAAUCCAUGUUGACGUUUUGGGCCAGUUGAUGGAGGGACCAAAUACUAUUGGCGCCGAAAGGUGGAUCGAUUGCCAUGGUUUUGACGUCAAAGAGGACCCGAUUAUGGAUAUUAUGCGUCCACUUGUAACCAUCAAAAUAUACCGUCAAGAUUAUUUUUCGGCGAUACCCUCUUUAGGCGGGUCAAAAGUUGAAGAUCAAGACAAGGCCCCAUCGAAUCCAUAUGCCCCAGCGAAACCCGGCAUAGCUCCACCCAUAAUACCAUCAAAGCGACCGAUCGAAGAUGAUGAAUCAGGGUUUCAGUUUGCAACUCAAUGGGAUGUUCUCGAGCCAGCCCCCCGGCCCACACAUCCGGGAAGCGCAGCGCCACCGAAGCUGGCGGAUAUACCAAGAGAGGUUAACGGGGCUCCCGCAAAUCCAAAGGUUAAUGCGGAAGGGGAUGAGGAAUUUAUGGACGACUUUAUGAAUUCCUUGUCAGAGGACAAGGACAUGGGGGAAUUGCUGGGUGCCAUGGAUGGUCAAAUUGGAACAGAUCCACUUCAUGCCGACAUGGAAGCAUUUCUUCGGGAUAAGCCGGGGUCCACUGAAAAGGCGCUCAUCGAGCAAUUUUCGAAUUUUACGCCCAAACAGGUGCAACAAGCAAUACAAAAUCUCGCGACUGCGGGCAUGAUCUACUAUAUGGGUGACGGAUACCACCUUAUAUAAAGGCCCAUAACUGCUUGAGCUUAAGCCAAAUUAUUUAUCGAUACUCUACCCUAAAAAUGCUAGAAUAAUAGAGUCGAUAUCACAGUUAGAGGGUUACAACCAAGGAAGCAUAUACCCUCGACCUGUUCAAUGGACAAAGCACAUGAGUCAGGUGGUAUGGAAGCUCAGAGGGGAAUAGCCCGGGCCAUUGCCUCAUGACGAAAUGUGAUGCUGUGCUGGAUCAAAUUUCAUAAGGAUGCUUCCCGACCGUCGUAUUUCAAAGAUUACUGGAUGUCAUGCGACAGAACAUUCACAUCAUAUCAGCAAUGAUUUGAUCGUAUCGUGCUUUAUUUCCCUAUUUCAGAUCCUAGUUACAAUUUUCAUAAUAUGACGUCCUUUAGUGUUGCUA